Phialemonium atrogriseum is the source of this 3900-nucleotide messenger RNA. RefSeq lists its product as uncharacterized. The coding region runs from base 272 to 3607 and encodes 1111 amino acids. Gene Ontology annotation, molecular function: protein binding; DNA-binding transcription factor activity; sequence-specific DNA binding. Gene Ontology annotation, cellular component: nucleus. The transcript has a single exon. Gene Ontology annotation, biological process: regulation of ribosomal protein gene transcription by RNA polymerase II. The record is from RefSeq and is a predicted model, not a curated record. Lineage: Eukaryota; Fungi; Ascomycota; Sordariomycetes; Cephalothecales; Cephalothecaceae.
AUGAACUCGAUUUGAAGAGUAACCAGCAGAGUAUGAAGAUUGAAGAGAGUGUAUUGCUGAGGAGCUUUUAGCCAAGGAGGUUCAAAGGUGGAGGUGCAAGGUGCUAGUCAAAUCAGACACAGUCGCCAGCCAAUCAGAGCUUGCAGAUUCCUCCAUCUGGGCAGGGGUCGCGGCAAACCGAAGUGUUGGCGGCCGGUCACCUAAACUUUUUUGGGCUCCCAGGAGGACGGGAACAGGCAGCGCAUUGAUUUCUUCAGACCUCAGUGACUGCAUGCCCGCCUGUGAAUUGCUUCAUUGCACGGAAUCGCCCUCCCUGCUAGACGAAGGAGCUGUUGCCCCGCAGACAGCGAUGACUUCGUCCGACGAUGACGAUGGCCGCAAUGGCCAGAGGAGGAGGCUGCUCUCCACCUCACCCGCCCCGCCCGUCAUGUCACCGCUCACUCCUGCGAACGGUUACGACUCAGCAUCGAACCACGACAACUUGAACCCCAACCACGGGGAUGCCGCGCCCUCAGACCUCCCAAUGCAACACUCUACGCCAGAUCCCGAUGCCCAACUCCCCCAACUCCCCCCUGCUUCCCGCUCCGGCGACACUGCUCUCACCCAGCAGACUGCCGCCGCCAACUCCAAUAGCCAAGCCAAGCCGGAUUCCGAAUUCUUCACUGCGCCCGACCCGAGCACCCCGUUUUCGAACAACCAUAUCGACCUAUUCCAGCAGCAUGCCAUGCCGCACAACAUGAGCCUCAUGAUGGCCCUGGCGCAACUCUCGGCAAGCCGCAUUUCCACAAUCUCGACCCCCGGCCCUCCCCCUACUAUUGCUCCCGCUCAAGUGUCCCUUCCAACUCCCCUCAACGAAGUUGGAGACCCUCUCGCGCAUGGAAAUGGCCAUCAUAACGGCGGUGCCUCGACGGCGGGCGCGCCGCUGGAGAGCUUCGCGCGAAUAGAGUUCGCAGACAGCGUUUUCCAGAUGACCACGUACGCCGUUAUCAUAGGCCGAGACCAGCGGGCUCUGGAGCAAGCGCGCCGAGAUGGACGCCGUACCGAGGAAUACCAGCGGAGAGUAGAUCAGAAUGCUGCCGCCGGUCUCCCGCCGCCCUCUCCGCCCUCCCAGGAACGUGGGAAAUUUAGCAAAUCGUACGUCAGUGAGGAGGGUGGGAUGCUGGGCCCGGAAUCGGAUGGAGAAGACAACCCCCGCCCAGCCAAAAGGAGGAAAACGAGCACUGGCGAUUCUGCCUCUUGGCCCCCGCAGCAGCAAGAGGCUGUCGCGGAGGAAGAAGGGGCAGGUGAGAGUGACACGAACCUCAUCAUAAACAGACAAUACAUCUGUCACACACCGGGUGCAGCAGCCGUGGAUCUAACCUCGCUGCGACCGUCGCCAUACCACGUACCUUUCAUCGGCAUCCACUCCCCCGGUCCCAAUAUCGCAAGCAAGACCAAGGCCAUUUCAAGAGAACACUUGAAGAUAGAAUUUAACCAAGAGAAGGGCGUGUUCGAGGCAAUACCCCUACACAAGAACGGCUUCUUCUGCGAAGAUAUCCACUACAAGGAGACCAAGGUUGUUCUAAGAAGCGGGGAUCGGCUGCAAAUCAAGGAUGUCGACUUUGUCUUCAUCAUCAAUGGGGUUCAGCCCGGUAAGACCGGAGCUGAAGAGUAUUUUGACGAAGAUGAGGUCGCGAACAGGAAGUACUCUGAAGGAGGAAAGGAAAUGAGCUUCGAGUUUGAGAGCUCGCAUGGUGCAGAGGUACAGACUUCGAGCGACGAGGAAGAGGAAGAGCUGGAACCUCCCAACCAGGAGAGUGACAGCGAGCUUUCCGACAUAGGGGACGAGGAGAACGAGAACGAGGUCAUGGAAACCAUCGAGGAUGACGCGGCGGGCCGGGAACAUAAGAUCAAGCCGGAGCCCCAGCCGGAGCUAGAGCUACCACCGCCGCUACCCAAGAAGCGGGGACCCGGCAGGCCGCCAAAGAACGGUAUUAUGUCCAAGAGAGAGGAGAGGCUACGGAAGAAGAUGGCCAUGGAGCUGGCCAAGAAGACGUUACCACAGCCGUCCCUUGGCGAACCUCCUAUCAAAAGGAAGGUGGGCCGCCCACGGAAACACCCUCGCCCCGAAGAUGGCACAGACAAGCCCGAUAAGCGGAAGUAUAAGCCGCGGAAGCCCAAGGGCGGCAAAGAUGGCGCCGAAGGGUCUGAUGCGGAAAAGGCUCCGAAGGAGAAGAGGAGAGAGAAGCCCAAGACCCCGCCCCUCGAGCUGAAGAAGGAGGACUUCACCGAGGAGCAACUACAAAAGCCGAACAAGAACUACGGCGUCCUGAUCGACGAAGUUCUUACCGAGGCGGCUGGCGACGGGCUCACGCUGAAGCAGAUCUACAAGAGAAUCCAGAAGAAGUAUCCCUACUACUUUUUCGUUGUCGACACCAAGGGAUGGGAAAGCAGUGUUCGCCAUAAUCUUAUCGGAAACGACGCUUUCAAGAAGAACGAAGAGACUCACCUGUGGAGUCGCGUUCCUGGAAUUGAGCUCGAUGCUGGUAAAAAGCGGAAGGCAACUUCCCCGGACCAACCUCCGGCACUCCAUGGCUUUGGACAACAUUAUUCGUCGCAGAUGCCACACCAAGCCAUGUACCACGCCGAGCAUCUGGCAGCACAGGGUUACCAGCCCGCCGCCGCAAUGGCACCUCCCGGUUACCAGCGGAGUCCUCCAGCCCAACAAGCAGGGAGCAACCCCCCGCAGCAGCAGGCGAGCUACAGCGGGCAACAUGUCGGUGUGCCCAGCCAACAACCUACCCGUCCGGCCUACCAAGUUCCUCCGCAAGCGCCGGCGCCCGCGCCGGCUCAAGUAUCCGGCUAUGUCCCCGCGGCACCACCCUCGCUACCACGACAGCUCGGCGCUCAAUCGUCUUCGUACAGUUCUCCCUAUGCAGCCAAACCCCCCCCGCCGCCAGUAGUUCCCCCCAACGGUGCUCCAGGCGUGGCUCAAAAACUUGCUUUGCCCGCUCCCGCAGCCAACUCCUUCGGCGGACUGCCUCGGCAGACUCCGCCUGCCUCCGUGCCGGGGCCUUCGGUCUCGACGCCUCAAGCCCAGCAGCAGCAAUCCGCAACCAACGUGGCAACGGCCCCUCUUGAGCCGGCCGUGAAACCCGACGUGGUCAGUUUCAUCAACAACUUCAAGAAGAACGUCAUGGAGCAUCUGUCAAAGCGCACCGACCAGGCCGAGGCGGUCACGUUGUCCGUUAUCAACCGCGGCCUGGGACUCACGAACCAGAGCACGGUUCCGGAUCAGGAGGGAAUAGAGAAGGUGGUGCUCGGCGUCUUCGAGCAGACGAGGGACAAGGCGUACCCGAGCCAUGUGCUCCCGCCGGGCCUCGUCCAGGUCCUCACCGGCUUCAAGACCAAAUGGGUCGACACGCUGGGCACCAGGCUUGGCAAACCAAAGGCCGAGGCGCUGUUGCUCUCGGCGAUCGACCGCUUCUUGGGCUUCUCGGAGGGGACCUCGUUACGGGGCACCGACACUGAGAAGAAGGAGUACGAGAAUGCUGAGAACAUGCUGAUCCCGCAGCUCAGCAAGGACGUGACGAAUUAUCAGAGGGCGGUGGCGGCCGGUCGGCCAUGAUAGAAUGGAGUUAAGUCCAUUGCAUGUUUUACCAGGUAUGGGAUGGGCGUGUUGGGAGACGCCUGGUUCGGCGCAUUGUAUGGUUAAGAGUGAACGAGCGUAACGACUUCAUCUGAUGGAGGUUGACCUAGCUAUGUCAAGACGAGUAUUAGCUACGAAUAUAUCCCAACCCCUAUCAUGUCUGUUCGAGUCUCCUUUAUGUCCCGCCCUUGCUGUAGAGGACCUAGCAUUCCCUUAUUAACAGCUGCUGGAAACUCGAAUACCACCCAGCGAAGAGAGUCGCUUGAGACGUG